Moesziomyces antarcticus is the source of this 978-nucleotide messenger RNA. Its product is annotated as SMAD nuclear-interacting protein 1-like. Gene Ontology annotation, biological process: mRNA splicing, via spliceosome; maintenance of RNA location. NCBI's taxonomy places the organism in Eukaryota, Fungi, Basidiomycota, Ustilaginomycetes, Ustilaginales, Ustilaginaceae. The transcript has 2 exons. Bases 1 to 978 code for a protein of 325 amino acids. Gene Ontology annotation, molecular function: protein binding; mRNA binding. The record is from RefSeq and is a predicted model, not a curated record. Gene Ontology annotation, cellular component: nucleus.
AUGGCGGACCUCAGCCCAGAGGCUGGAUCAUCGCGCGACAAAGCUAGCCGCAGCUCCUCUUCAAGGUAUGCCAGCAGAAGCGAACGAGAAUCACGCGACAGACCCCGCGACCAUCGUUCCCACUCACGCCGCGAGCAUCGCGACAAGGACAGCCGAUCCAGUCGUCACCGAGACCACGAAAGGCCUCGUUCAAGAUCGCCUCACCGUCACCGCAGAUCUCGCGACGCUGAAGCCUCAUUCUCCUCUCGCUCAAGAAGAUCACGCGACGACUCUCACCGUUCCAGCCGCAGAGACGACCCACACCGCUCGGACCGACAUUCGCAACCUUCCUCCCGCCGAUCCAAAGAUCAUGCCGAGUCCUCUUCGCACCGUAGGCGCUCUCCGUCCGAAUCUCGCUCGCAUUCGCGCUCGCGCUCGCCACCUCGUCGCUCCGAACCGCUCGAUUCAGCGCGCAGCGCGACUUCGCCCUCUGCGCAACCCAUGGAGCCCGAGAUCGAGGAGGAGGUGGAUGACGAUGCGCCCAACUUUGCGCCUUCCGGUCUGCUUGCUGCCGAAUCCAACAUGCUCAACGGCGUGGCGCUCAAGUACCACGAGCCGCCCGAGGCUCGCAAGCCAAAGACGCGCUGGCGUCUCUACUGCUUCAAGGAUGGCAAGGAACAGCAGCUCCUCCAUCUGGGCUCCCAGUCCGCCUAUCUGCUCGGCCGCGACCGCAACGUGGUCGACAUCCCGAUCGACCACGAGUCGUGCUCCAAACAGCACGCCGUCGUUCAGUUCCGUCAGAUCAUCACCACCAACGAGUUUGGAGACAAGAAGAAGCGCAUCCAUCCAUUCCUCAUCGACCUCGAAUCCAGCAAUGGCUCGUAUGUCAACGAUACCGAGAUCCCCACCUCGCGCUACUACCAACUUCGCACCGGCGACACCCUCACCUUUGGCGCCAGCACCAGGGAGUACGUCCUCCUCGACGAGUCCGCCACCUGA